AUGGACCCUGUCACUGUCUUCGGCAUCAUAUCAGGAGGCGUCCAGGUCGCUGGGGCUAUCCUCUCCACAGUCGACGGGCUAAACAAGCUACUCGGUAAAUUCAACGAUGCCGAUCUGACCAUUGGAUCCUUGAUCCGCGAGCUAAAAUGCAUCCGAACCGCCUUGACGAGCUUGCGCGAAUGGGCUGAGACCAAUGCGCGUGGCCCGACGCCGGAGGAAUAUCUCGAAGGCUUGACGGUUGCAAUGGACGGGUGUCAGACCGUCAUGGAGGUGCUUGAAGAGGACGUGUCGACUUUGGUGCGAGGUACACAUUAUGAUGGCGCGAUGAGGUUCAGAACUCGUGUCAAGGUGAUGUGGAAUGAAGAAGCUAUGCAAGCGCAUCAAGGGCGGCUACAUGCCCAGGUACUUGCGCUACAGCUAUUGCUUCAAGUCUGUCAAUGGUGA
Messenger RNA from Penicillium lagena, 444 nucleotides. RefSeq lists its product as uncharacterized. Bases 1 to 444 code for a protein of 147 amino acids. The record is from RefSeq and is a predicted model, not a curated record. The transcript has a single exon. Lineage: Eukaryota; Fungi; Ascomycota; Eurotiomycetes; Eurotiales; Aspergillaceae.